This is a messenger RNA of Penicillium verrucosum, 711 nucleotides long. RefSeq names its product ankyrin repeat domain-containing protein. Gene Ontology annotation, molecular function: protein binding. The record is from RefSeq and is a predicted model, not a curated record. Bases 1 to 711 code for a protein of 236 amino acids. Gene Ontology annotation, cellular component: cytoplasm; nucleus. Lineage: Eukaryota; Fungi; Ascomycota; Eurotiomycetes; Eurotiales; Aspergillaceae. The transcript has a single exon.
AUGGCUCCGGUGCUUCAUGUAGCAUGCCAGUAUGAUCAACCCAAAAUCGUGCAGGCAUUGCUUGAAGCGGGCGCAGACAUUAAUGCAAAAGAUGCGCUUGGUCGCACCCCCUUGCACAUGUUAUUCGAACGAAGAAGCUUGUCCAAGUCAAGUCAUCGGGACAUUCUGUGUGAUAUUCUUCUUGCAGACCCAAGAGUCAAGGUUGAUGAGCGCGACAAUUCUGGUUGGGCGGCCUUGAGCGCUGCUGUCAAUUGCACACACGAUAUACCGACCGCUCUGGAUUUUGUCAAGAAAGUUGUGCGUAUGCCAGACAAGGUCGAUAUCAAUUCUCAAGACAGUCAGGGGCGAACGCCAUUUUGGAUAUGCGUCGCCAUCAACCAGUAUGAUAUGACUCGUCUCCUCCUAGCGCAGGAUAGGCUUGAUCCAAAUCUUUGUCCGACGGAUGAUUUUCCGUUAUUGCUUGCUGUUCGCCUUAAUCACCAACAGACAGUGGAACAUUUGCUAGAAUCGAAGCGACUCGACGUCAACAAGCAAACUAGCACAGGGCAAACCGCUCUGUUGAAAGCGAUCGAUAUAGGCAACAAGGAAGUCAUUAAGAUGCUUGCUAGAGCUGGUGCAAACCCGGAUAUUGGAAUGAGCCAAGGUAAAACAGCGCGGCAGCAUAUGUUGGAAGCAGGUAUACGUGUCAAAUGGAAGACUCGCUCGUUAUGA